CGUAGCUUGUCGCCCUAUAAGACCCAGACCAGGCGUUUAGGAAGCGACCCGGCUGUUGCGGGUGUACCGUGUCCAAACUUUGCGGAAGGAGCUUGCAUAGUAGCUCUCGAUCCACUAGCGAUGAACGCUCCAUAAUUGCAACUUGCUGCCCAAAUACCUCUUGACAGCGCACGCACAAGCGCUUGGACGACAUGGACUGGCUUCGCCAGGUCGACCAGCUGCGCUCCGUGGUGCAAGAAGGAGUCAAGGAGUUCUCGAACGUUGCCUUGAAUGAAGUUCGGACUGGCGUGCAAGCGGUGCAGCAACAAUCGGCUCAGCAGCAGUAUGAUGGUGACGGUUGGCACGGACCUGAUUCGGGACUGGGUGGGAGCCACGACCACACUGCACACGACAGGGCCACCGACGGAGCGGACCCUGGCGCCGGUGCGGCAGGCGCCACAUCGAAAUACGACUCUUUCGUCUCUAGUCAAGCACCCAGCGCAGAGGGGGUUGUUGCAGCGCCACGCGAGGGCGAGAGUUCCAGCGGCGCCAAAGCGGCACGCAUAGUCUCCUCGCCCCUGAACGCGCGUUCCUCCGUCGGCAAGCCGCUGAAGACCACGGGGGCGGCCUCCGUCCUGGCAUCUUCAACAACUGACCCGGGCUCCCCGGUGGCGUCUGCAAAUGGCUCGCUAGCGCGGAAGAGGGACAAGGCCACUCCGGGCGCGGAGGGCGGCGCGGCUGAGGACGCAGCGGCAGCAGGCGGCACGGGCAUGGCCUCUGUGGGCUCGGGCGAGGCGCCCUCGUACGCCUUCAACACGCGCUCCCGCACCGCACGCACGGCGGAGGCGCUGGGCAUGUCGGAUGCGACGCCAGGCGGGGCCAGCAGCUCGGGAUCGGCACCGCCGCCGGCGGGCACCACGCCAGCCAGCGGCAGUAGCACGUCGGGCGCAUCAGGCGCCACGCCGCCGCCGCCGCCGGCGCGUCACACGCGCACGGCCAGUCAGGCCGCGGAGGCCGCGGACUCGUCUGUAGCUGCGGCCAGCCAGUCUGAGGCUGCCAGCAGCGGCGCUGCGGACACAGGGGCAGGCGCCAGUGCGUACCGCUCAGGGGCGGGCGGCGGCAGCGGCAGCGCGGCGUACCCUGCGGCGGCUGCCGGCAGCGGUCGCGGCAGUGGCGGCAGCGGCGGCGGCAGCAGCAGUGCUUCCGCAGGGGCGGGCGCGGCGACCAGCGCGGGGCCCGACACCGAUGCGGACCUGCGGAAGGGGUAUGCCGACAUGAAGAAGGCGUACGAGGACAUGAAGAGUCUGCUGAAGAAGAGCAUGGACGAGUGUGUGCGGUUGUCGGAGGAGGUGGUCAGGGUUGAGGCGACAUCGCGCCAGGUUCAGUCCCAGGCGGCGGAGCAGGCGGCGGCGGCGCGGUCCGCCAAGAAGGACGCGGCCGACGCCGGCGUGGCACUGGCUGCGGCUAAGAAGGAGGCGGCGGCGGCGGAGCGGGAGGCGGCGCGGCUGCGCGGGCUGCUGGAGGCCAAGGAGGCGGUGGAGGACAGCAAGGUGGCCGAGACGGCGGAGCUUGAGGCUGUGCGCACCGAGCUGGCGUCCACGGUGCGCAAGGCCAUGGCGGCGGUGGCGGCCAAGGAGGCGGCGGAGGCACGGGCGGCGGCGGCGGAGGCGGCGCGGCAGGAGGCGGAGGCGGCGCGCAACGAGGCGGACCGCCAGCGCCGCGAGGCCGAGGCCGAGGCCCAGGCGGCGCUGGCGGCGGCCGAGGCGGAGCGCAGCAGCCGCGCCGAGGCGCAGGGCACCAGCGAGGCGCUGCGGCUGGAGAGCGAGCGGCGCGCGCGCGUGUUCAACAACGCCGUCAAGGCGGCGGUGGGCAAGGUGCAGCGCGAGCUGGAGGCGGAGCGGGAUGAGCUGCAGGCUCAGCUGCGCGCGGCGCACCGGAGCCUGGAGGAGGCUCGCGAGGAGAUGCGGCGUGCCCUGGCGGCGGCGGACGAGGCCGCGGCGGAGGCGGAGGCGCGCACGCGGGACGCCGCCAACGCCGGACACCUGGCGGUGGAGGCGGAGGCGCGGGCGGAGCGGGCAGUGGCGCGCGAGGCGGAGGCGGUGGCGGGCGCGCAGGCGGCGGAGGCGGCGCGGCAGCAGCUGCAGGCGGAGCUGGAGCAAGUCAAGUUCGACAAGCAGGAGUCGGACGCGCGUGUGCGGGCGCUGGACACGAGCCUGGCCUCGCUCCGGUCCGACCUGGAGCGGGAGCGGGCGGCGGCGGCGGCCGCCACCGCGGACCUGGAGCGGGAGGUGCGGCGGCAGGCGGAGCGGGCGGAGGCGGCGUCGUCGGCGCUGGCGGGCGCGGAGAAGCAGCUGGAGGGCGUCACCGCGGCGCAGCGCGAGGCUGCUGAGCGGGCGGCGUCCGAGGUGUCGUCCGCCAUGAAGCGGGUGGAGGAGCUGGAGGCGGAGCUGGGGCAGCUGCGCACCAGCCUGGGCGCGGGCGGCGGCAAGGGGGCGCUGGCGGGGCUGUCGCUGUUCCAGCUGCCCACAAAGGAGGACGUGCUGGCGGGUCUGGGCCUGGAGAUGUGGAAGGACGACCGGCUGCGCUGGAAGAGCGAGGACGUGGAGACGCCCACGCCCACCGCACCCCGGCCGCGCCCGCGACCCGCAGCCGACAAGGCCGGCGCUGGCGGCGCCAAGAGCAACGUGGCGGGCCACAUCUCACUGCGCGUGUGGCUCAUUAUUGGCUACCUGCUGGUGCUGCACAUUGCGGUGAUGGUGUCCUUCACGCGCAACGCCCCCGACGUGGCGGCGCUGUGCGCCACCAGCGCCGCCGAGCUCAAGGCGGUGGCCGAGCACAAGGUGCUGCCCUCGCUGUGAGGCAGGGGGGGGGCUGCGGAGGGAGAGGGGCAGCGCGGCCGCCGCGGGCGGGGGUGCAGGAGUGGGGCUAGGGCUCUGGGCCGAGGCAGCGGUGUGGGGGUCCCUGCAAGCAGAGAACAUGUGAUCGGUGCGGUGUCGCGAGCGGGUGGAAUGGACAUAUUGAACCACCGCCGCUAUGCAUUAGGCCGGGGCGCAGUGAUCGCGUUUGCUGUGACAUGCUUUGCCGUACGAGUGGGUGCCGUGUGUGUGUCAGAUGAGCGCACAGGAGUGAGCAGGGCGUGUCUGCGUGUAUGUAUGUUCCCAAGCGCAUAGUAUCAUGGGCUGGAGUGCUCUCUCACGUUUCGCACACCGCGAUCUCUGAACAGCGGACGUCGUAGUGUUCGUGAGCUAGGAUGAAGGGAAUGGUGUGGCCACACGUGACCUCGUGAGCUGAUGGAAGUUGGCCAGGACGGGGAUCGGGGGCAAACAAUGCAUAUGUCACACGCGAGGCUUGUAUGCCGCAGUGAAGCAGGUUAGGCGACUCGCCCCCGGGGGGUAGACCCAGGUAGACCUGAGGCCCGCUUGUCAACAAACUUGCCGCUGUCC
Chlamydomonas reinhardtii is the source of this 3422-nucleotide messenger RNA. RefSeq lists its product as uncharacterized. The coding region runs from base 192 to 2837 and encodes 881 amino acids. The transcript has 14 exons. Lineage: Eukaryota; Viridiplantae; Chlorophyta; Chlorophyceae; Chlamydomonadales; Chlamydomonadaceae. The record is from RefSeq and is a predicted model, not a curated record.